Penicillium egyptiacum is the source of this 1824-nucleotide messenger RNA. NCBI's taxonomy places the organism in Eukaryota, Fungi, Ascomycota, Eurotiomycetes, Eurotiales, Aspergillaceae. The record is from the annotation of a GenBank genome assembly.
AUGGGUUUCGGUACCUGGGUCCACGACACCAACGUGCGGGUUGCCCGCAGUCCCGUGGGGAAAUGGUUUCGUCUGGAGGGCUCCGGCCAUGUAAGUGAUACUGCACUGUAUACGUGCGAUCGUACUGUCAAUACCGAGUGUGAGACUAAACCCUGUCAGCCUAGAGAGAGGAAGGGUAGCUACUUCUUCACUGAAAUCCGCGCCGGCCUCGCCACCUUCUUCGCCAUGGCAUACAUCAUAUCCGUCAACAGCAACAUCACCUCUCUGACCGGUGGAACUUGCAUCUGCCCCGAGGAAGACAUGGCAGAUCACUGCGCAAAUAAUGUUGAGUACGCUCUGUGCACGCAGGAAAUAAACCGCGAUAUCGUCACCGCCACCGCCGCCAUCGCCGCUCUCUCGACUUUCUGCAUGGGUUUCUUCGCCAACCUGCCUAUCGCGCUCGCACCUGGAAUGGGACUGAACGCAUACUUUGCCUACACUGUUGUUGGAGUCCGUGGUACCGGCAUGGUCCCGUACUCGACUGCUCUCACGGCUGUCUUCGUGGAAGGAUGGGUAUUCUUGGGCUUGACGUUGAUCGGUAUGCGGCAGUGGCUGGCGCGUGCGCUGCCAAAGUCUAUCAAACUCGCAACCGGUGUUGGCAUCGGUCUGUACCUCGCAUUGAUCGGUUUGACCUACAGUGCUGGUAUUGGAUUAGUUCAGGGUGCCACUUCCACUCCCAUUGAGUUGGCAGGAUGUACGCAGGACCAGUUUGACGAGACGACGGGUCUGUGCAUGAGCAGCGCCAAGAUGCGCAGUCCUACUAUGUGGAUUGGCAUCUUCUGUGGCGGUAUUAUGACGGCUUUGCUCAUGAUGUACCGUAUCAAGGGUGCUGUCAUUCUCGGUAUUUUGUUGGUUUCUAUCAUCUCUUGGCCUCGCACUACGCCCGUCACUUACUUCCCCUACACCGAGCUCGGAACCAGCAAGUUUGAUUUCUUCAAGAAAGUUGUCACUUUCCAUCCUAUCAAGCAUACUCUACUCGCUCAGGAUUGGAACUUGGCUGGCAAGGGCGGCGAGUUUGGACUGGCUUUUAUCACAUUUUUGUAUGUCGAUAUUCUAGAUACCACAGGCACAAUGUACUCUAUGGCCCGAUUUGCCGGCGCAAUCAACGAGGAGACCCAAGAUUUCGAGGGCAGCGCCAUGGCCUACAUGGUUGACGCGAUUUCCAUCUCGAUCGGAUCCCUCCUCGGCAGUCCCCCCGUCACAGCAUUCGUCGAGUCCGGCGCCGGCAUUUCCGAAGGCGGCAAAACAGGCCUGACAUCAUGCGUCACCGGCAUUGCAUUCUUCAUCGCAGUAUUCUUCGCCCCGAUAUUCGCUUCCAUUCCACCUUGGGCCACUGGUUGCACGCUCGUGAUUGUCGGUGCGAUGAUGGCCCAGUCUGCCGCCGAUAUCAACUGGCGGUACUACGGUGAUGCGAUCCCCGCGUUCCUCACCAUCGCCAUCAUGCCGUUCACAUACAGCAUUGCCUAUGGUCUGAUCGCUGGUAUUACCAGCUACAUCACCCUCAAUGGCUUUGCCUGGUGCCUUGAGAAGAUCACCGGUGGUCGCAUUGUCCCGCCUAACAAGGAUGAAUCCGAUCCUUGGUCUUGGAAGGUCAAGGGUGGUUUCCUUCCCCCCUGGGUUAACCGUGCUGCUCAUGGAAAGAAGGACUUCUGGAAAAGUGAUGAGGAGUAUGCAGAGCAGCGGGUUGCUGCUGGUGAAGCUGUAUCUUUCUCUUCCGCGUCGGAAGAACGGGUGGCUCUUGAGAAAGGUCAUGAGCCUGCCGCUGCGCCAAAGAAGUCAGCGUAA